AACACGAGUCUGAGGUAAGACAACAACAACAUUACUGACUGAUAUGAAUGAGGAUAUUAGUGUCUUAUAGUUUAUCUCUCUCACAUCCAGGUGUCUGAGAUGUCUCUGGUGGAGGGUCUGAAGGUUCUCCCGCUGGACGCCGUGGACUCGGACACACAGCGGUGUCGCAUGGGUCCGGCUCUGAUGUCCAGGUUAGGUCUGAGGCUGGGCGCUCCGGUUCUGAUCCGGGUUCAGCGGGGGGUCUGUUUGUGCACCACAUGGCCACGGCACGACCUCGCCGAGGGCUUCCUGCAGAUCAGCACCCAGUGUGCCACACCGGACCUCACCGCACAAACACUCACCGGACUCAGGGUGAAACCGGCGCACAUCUCAGCACUGACCUGCCCCAGGCUCUCCAGCGUCAGCGUGAAGGUGUUUGUGCAGAGACCGGAGCACAAGCGGAAGGUGUCCGAGCGGGGCGUUCAGCAGCUGCUGGAGGGUCUGUACGUGCACCAGGGUCAUCUGGUGGACCUGUCCUGUGUGAAGACCGAGCUCGUGUUUGUGCUGGUUGAGAAGGUGAACUCGGGCUCACAGAAAGCUGGUCAGGUGACAGCGAGAACCCGUGUGGAGGUCAGCGAGCUGCAGACCGUUAAACACCUGGAGAGGCGUCAGGAGGUCUCGACCCCGUCUCUGGGCGGCCUGGACGAGGUUUACACCUCGCUGAAGGAAAUAAUCACGUUACCUCUGCUUUACCCUGAGACUCUGCGGCAGCUGGGAGUGUCGUGCCCAAGAGGCCUGCUUCUGAUCGGGCCGCCCGGCGUCGGGAAGACCCUGCUGGUGCGCUGCGUGGCGAGGGACAUCAGGGCCACGUUAGUGACUGUCAACGGGCCGGAGGUCACGGGGUCUCGACCCGGAGAGAGCGAGGAGAACCUGCGGCGGGUGUUUGAUCAGGCGCGGGAGGCGGCCGAGGACGGUCCGUGUGUCCUGCUCAUCGAUGAGAUCGACUCUCUGUGUCCGAGGCGGACGGGAUCCAGUGGCGCACCGGAGAACCGUCUCGUCGCUCAGCUGCUGACGCUCAUGGACUCCAUCGGCAGUCACGAGGGCUUCGUCAUCGCCGGAGCCACCAACCGACCAGACGCUCUGGACCCAGCGCUCCGGAGACCUGGCAGAUUCGACAGAGAGGUGAUCGUCGGCGUUCCCUCGCUGCUGCAGAGGCUCAGUAUCCUGAAGUGUGUGUGCGGUCAGAUGCCGCUGUCCUCUGAUGUGGACCUGAAGGCUGUUGCUGAAAUGACCUGUGGGUAUGUCGGGGCGGAUCUGAGCGCGCUCGGUCGAGAAGCAGCGCUGCAGGCCAUGCGACAGACGCAGACAGGAGCGAGCGAGCCGCUGUCGAUGCAGCACUUCAUGCAGGCGCUGCGGAUUGUGCAGCCGUCGUGUCUCAGGAGCAGUAUAGGAGUCACAGACUUCAAACCCAUCAGCUGGGAGCAGAUCGGAGGACUGGACGACGUCAAACUCAGACUCAGACAGAGUAUCGAGUGGCCCAUGAGGUUUCCCGAGGCGUUGGUGCGGUUGGGUGUCUCUCGGCCCAGGGGUGUGCUUCUGUACGGGCCGCCCGGCUGCGCUAAGACCACGCUGGUGAAAGCAGCCGCCUCUUCAUCACACUGCAGCUUCCUCUCCCUCAGCGGAGCCGAGCUCUUCUCUCCGUAUGUGGGAGACUCAGAGAAAACACUGGCACAGUUGUUCGCUCAAGCGCGUGCGUGCGCUCCCUCCAUCGUGUUCCUGGAUGAGAUCGACAGUAUGGUGGGUUCUCGAGCGGACGGUUCCUCUCACAGCGUGCAGUCGCAGGUUCUGGCGGUUCUGCUGACCGAGCUGGACGGAGUGGGACUCCGGUCUGUGGAGAGACGCAGCAGCGGGAGAAAGAUCGCUCUGUUAGAAGAAGGAGAGCAGGAGGACGCCGGACUACAGCAGAUGGAGCUGCAGGAAGUGUGUAACAAGGAUGUUCUGAUCGUGGCUGCCACUAAUAGACCAGAGGUUCUGGACAGCGCUCUGCUCAGACCCGGACGCCUCGACCAGAUCAUAUACGUCCCUCCUCCAGACCUCCAGGCUCGUCUGGCCGUGCUGCACGUCUGCACUGAAAGCGUCCCGCUGCAUCAGGACGUGUGUCUGCAGGAUCUGGCUGCGCAGACUGAGCUCUUCUCUGGAGCCGAUCUAGAAAACCUGUGCAGAGAGGCGGCUCUUCUGGCGCUGCGUGAGGACGGACUCCAGGUGUCCUGCGUGAGACACAAGUGUUUUCUGAAGGCGCUUCAGAGUCUGAGUCCAUCACUGAGUCCACAAACGCUUCAGCGACACGUUCAACUGUUUCAGAGUUCUAGUAGUUCACUCCAGAAUUAACAUUUCCCCGCAUCA
Carassius carassius (crucian carp) is the source of this 2382-nucleotide messenger RNA. It is a transcript of the gene afg2b, whose product is annotated as AFG2 AAA ATPase homolog B. Bases 100 to 2367 code for a protein of 755 amino acids. Gene Ontology annotation, molecular function: ATP binding; ATP hydrolysis activity. The record is from RefSeq and is a predicted model, not a curated record. Lineage: Eukaryota; Metazoa; Chordata; Actinopteri; Cypriniformes; Cyprinidae. The transcript has 9 exons.